Messenger RNA from Spodoptera frugiperda (fall armyworm), 1754 nucleotides. RefSeq names its product larval cuticle protein A3A-like (gene CPR133). The record is from RefSeq and is a predicted model, not a curated record. Bases 131 to 637 code for a protein of 168 amino acids. NCBI's taxonomy places the organism in Eukaryota, Metazoa, Arthropoda, Insecta, Lepidoptera, Noctuidae. Gene Ontology annotation, cellular component: extracellular matrix. The transcript has 4 exons.
GCCAGUCUUUACCCCCGCUAGCCAACUAGAGGGGGCCUUCAACAAUGCGUAGUAUAAGUAGGUACGUCGCGACCAGCCAGCACAUUUGUUCACAAGACUCUAGGAGACGCGAUAUAAGUAGCUCGGUAUAAUGGAUUACAAAAUUAGAGCACUCCCCCUGUUCCUGGUGGUGGCUACAGUGGUGGCGCAGUACGGCGAGGAGUUCGGAGGCUACGAGGGGUACCACAAGGCGCCCAUACAGCUGCACCACCAGCAGAGCCUGGAUGACCACCAUGGGGAGGAGUAUGACAUGGAUUACCAUGCGCACCCCAAGUAUUCGUUCGAUUACUCCGUAAAGGACCCACACACUGGUGACCACAAGGAGCACUGGGAGACUAGAGACGGUGACAAGGUCAAAGGUACCUACACCCUAAUCGAGACGGACGGCACGAAGCGUGUAGUGGAAUAUGAAGCGGACGACAAGAACGGUUUCAACGCGGUCGUGCACAAGAUAGGCACACCCAAACACGACGAGUAUGAGCACAAGCCUGUGCACGAGUAUGAAGCGAAACCAGCGCUAGAACCCCUGCACUAUCAGCACGAUUAUGGUCACUUUGAUGAAGGUUUCGUGCCUGUAUCUGGUGGAUUUGGACAUUAAAAUGUAUUAGACUACAGGUAUACAAUUAUGAAGGAUUCUGUGCGAUGAUAUUCAUUAGGACAUUUUGUCGUGGGUGCGUUUCAUUGUAAGUCUCAAGACGUCUGAACAUACGCCGGUUAAACGAAGCUGCAGGCAGAGGUGGUUGAAGGCGGUCAGUACCCUUUGUACCGCGUUCGGUGCCCUGAUUGGACAGUGCAUAUAAACCAACCAAUCAGAGCGCCGUUCGUUUUCGUACAACUUAAAGCAAACUCGUACUAAGGGUAUUGGUCGCCAUUCCACCUUAUAGAUGGAAAUCCAACGCUGCGGUGUGUUUAAAAACAUAAAAUUUCACACAAAACUUUACCCAAAUAACAUUUGUAAAUCAUACAAACACUUUGUUAUUCCAAUUAAAUGAUGGCACUUUACCUAGAGCAUGACAGUAUUUUGUUAAAAAAAAAAACACAUUUAUUUGGCAAAUAGAACGAGACAAAAUGGAAUUUCAACUUUAACAUUACGCAAAUAAAGUUGAAAUUGGGAUACCUUGAUGUACUAGAAUAUCAACGAACAUAAUCUUCUAAUAUCAUUUACCUGUAGUUUAAUACAUGUGACUUUCGAUCAGUUAUACAGAACUUUUAAUUCCUUAGUUCAUUAACAGACGGACUGACUCCAAACAGCUUCGCAAUGCUCAAACUAUGAUGUUUAAAUGCUUUAAUUAUGUAGCUAUACAUACUUGUAUUUUGUAAGUUAUUAUAAUUUUAGGUUUAAGAAAUUCAUUUUUAAAUCUGUAUUCUGUUAUACAUUUCUGGUUAUGAAUGAGAGUCGUUAAAACAAACUCAAAUUUUAAAACGUACAUAGGUACACUAAGAAUGUUAUUCAUGUAUAGUAUAACUAAAUAAGAGAGAAUUAACUCAUUUGAAUGUCAUACAAAAAUAAAAUCGGGCAACUAUCGGCCGACAGGGCAACAAUUUUGUGUAUAGUGUGUGGUAGCAAAGAGUGGCUCACGAAUUAUAAUUAUUUAUUAGUACAACGGAAUGUUACAACGUUUCGUUUAAGUUAAGCCCCGACUGUAUUGUUCUGUUUUGUAGUUUUAAGUGUUGUACAAAACUCUUGCGAUUGAAUAAACUUUUUAUUGUUAUAA